CCUCCCAAUCCGUUCCUUUCCUAUCCUCUUUUUCUCCGUCCAUACAAAAACACAAUGAACACUCCAAUCAUACAUAUAUUAUUGUUUCUCUUCUUAGCCGUCACCGCAUUUGCAGCCGCUACACCAGCCAGACGCACAAACUACCUUUUCACACCGCACGCAAAAGCAGUCGCGGGAGUAUGCACCGUAAUCCAAUCAAACACAAGUCUAUGCUGCAAAACCCUUAAACCCGUUCCUACCAAUGACCCCAUUGAAUUGAUCCGCGCAUUAGCGGUUGCGGCUGAAUCUUCCGUGAAAAAUAGUGUGGCUUUCCUCUCAGAAAUCAAACCAAAAAAUGCAUCAAACUCAACCGCAGCGAUCAGCAGCUGCGAGAAAAACCUGAAGUACGCGUUGGAAGAUUUCACCGAGUUUUGGAAAGCUACGGGAAAAGAUGUAACGACGUUGGCUCAUAACUAUUUCACGUGUAAGAAGAAGUUAAUGUCGAUCAUGGGGUAUCACUGGACUUGUUUGGAUGAUAUUGAUGAUAAGAGGUUGUUAAAGGAAGUGGAGAGUGUGAUUGGAGUUGGGAAGAAUCUAAGCAGUGAUUCGUAUGAUGUGUUUAAUGGUUUGAAUACUAUUUUUAAGACUUUUGGUAUUAAGGUGAAGCUGAACGAGGAAGACACUUCGCCCCGACCGCCACCAUUGUCAUCUUAUUACUACUGAUGAAAGGAUGGAGAUGUAAUUAUUACUUGAUGUCGUGUAAUGCCUAAAACGAUCGCUAAUGGAAUCAUUUUUAGGUUCUGUCAUGUAUGAUUGUAUGCUAUAGGUUCUAUAUAUACAUGUAUGGACGGGAUUCGAGGAAAGGAUAUAUUAAUGGAAUAUUAUAUUUAUUUUU
Messenger RNA from Raphanus sativus (radish), 874 nucleotides. RefSeq names its product pectinesterase 5-like. Gene Ontology annotation, molecular function: enzyme inhibitor activity. The record is from RefSeq and is a predicted model, not a curated record. The transcript has a single exon. NCBI's taxonomy places the organism in Eukaryota, Viridiplantae, Streptophyta, Magnoliopsida, Brassicales, Brassicaceae. Bases 55 to 702 code for a protein of 215 amino acids.